GCAUUUCCCAUGGUCGCGGCCCUUGGUCGCACUUACAACCACCCUCCUUUUUUCUUGUUACAUGUUUUACUAGAAUUUUCGUCCCGACUUGUAGUUUUGGUCGCACCGUCGACAAAUUUUCAUAAUGAUCAAAUCUUCAAGCCGCGGCCUCUGGGUCUGCACCCAAUGCGUUCGGCAAGCUUCCCGAGGCCAGCAGCGCCGGUGGAUAGCCGCAGUGUCCGGCACCGCUCCCUCGAGCAUCACGGCCGACCACUCACUUCCGGGAAGGAACACCGACGAUGCGAUCCUACGCGAGCUUUUCGACUCCCCCGACCGAGUGUCCAAGGCCUUCAAGGCGGCCGGCCCCAGUGUAGGCCUCUUCAAGAACCGAUAUCUCACCAGCCCGAAUGGCUUCUACGUAUUUGCCCGCAAGAGCUUGGACAAGGCGCAGAAGAUUGUCCAUCGAGUCCUUCAUGCGUCGAGCGUGUCCGAAUACCAGGCCGUUGUCAAGGACCUUGACCGCCUUAGCGACCUUCUCUGCCGAGUCCUCGAUCUCUCCGACUUUGUCAGAAUGACACAUCCAGACCCCAGAUUCCAACAAGCAGCAGCCGGAGCUUGGUCGCUGGUCUAUCAGUAUAUGAACCAGUUGAACACCAUGACCGGACUGAGUGACCAAUUAGUCAAGGCGAUGGAGCAGCCAGAAGUGGUCGCGGCAUGGUCAGAGGAAGAGAGGACAGUCGCAGAGAUUCUCAAGCUGGACUUCACCAAGUCGGCCGUCGACUUGCCGCAGCAGGAGCGGGACCGCUUCGUCGACCUCUCGCAGCAGAUAAGUGAGGUCGGAUCCAUGUUCGUCUCAGACAUGCAGCCUGCGAAGCGUGAAGUUGUGCUUCCUUCAUCGAGCUUUUACGGCUUAUACCCCGGGAUCGCGCGAGCGCUCACGAUGAGGGGCAAGUUGCGCCUGCCCACCACCGGCCCUGAAGCUCAGGCCGCGCUCCGGAGCGUCAAGGACGAGGGGACGCGGAAGGAGGUGUAUACCGCCAUGCGCACCGCGUCGAAGCAGACAGUCGGUCUGCUCGAGACGAUGCUCAAGCUCCGCUCUGAGCUGGCGAAUCUGGCGGGGUUCUCGAGCUACGCUCACCUUUCCCUGAAAGACAGAAUGAUGGCAAAGUCUCCCGGCGCCGUGAUGCAGUUCCUUCACGCGUUGCAAAAGUACAAUACCCCUAUUGUUCGGGAGGAAAUGUCGGACCUCCUGAAGUUGAAGCAGACCCGACUAGACAGCACCGCUACCCAAGUCCAACCGUGGGACAAGGAUUUCCUAAUGGACGGCGUGCGGUCCGAGAUGAGGCUACCAGUCCGUCAUCCCGAUCAUCUCCCCUCUUUCUUCUCCAUCGGUACCGUCAUGCAGGGCAUGUCGAGACUGUUCACUCGUCUCUACGGCAUCCAGUUCAGGCCGAAGGAGUCACAGCCCGGCGAGACUUGGCAUGAGGAUGUGCGGCGGUUGGAUGUCGUGACGGACACGGGCGAUCUGAUUGCCGUCCUGUACUGCGACUUAUUCUACAGAGAGGACAAGUCACCCAACCCUGCUCACUUCACAGUGCGCUGUUCUCGAGCCAUCGCUCCGUAUGAGGUCCAGGAGGCUGCGGAGGACCUCCACAACGCCACAUCCGACAUGCCCAAGUUUGAGAGACCCGAGCAAGCCGCGAACGACGGCAUGGAGAGCUUGCAACAGGACGGCGUCCUGAUGCAGCUGCCAACAAUCGCCUUGGUCUGCGAUUUCCCCAAGCACGAUGCGAGCAGCUCCGCCCCGGCGCUCCUGUCAUACUACCAGGUCGAGACCUUGUUCCACGAAAUGGGCCACGCCAUCCACUCCAUCCUCGCUCGCACCAAGCUCCAGAACGUAUCCGGCACGAGAUGUGCCACCGACUUCGCCGAGCUCCCGUCCACACUGAUGGAGCACUUCGCCGCAGACCCAUCCGUACUGGGCCUCUUCGCGCGCCACUGGAAGACGGACGAGCCCCUACCGUAUCAAAUGGUCGCCGAGCGGAUCCGCCUAGCGAAGCGCUUCGAGGGCAUCGACACGGAAAACCAGAUCCUCCUCUCCCUGCUCGACCAGUCCUACCACGCCCCCGAGGUCGCCGACCCGUCCUUCAACUCCACACAAGUCUACCACGGCCUGCAGAAGCAGUUCUCCCAGGGCGGCGCCGAUCCCGCCGGCACCUGCUGGCAGGGCUUCUUUGGCCACCUGCACGGGUACGGCAGCACCUACUACAGUUACGUCUUUGACCGCGUUCUCGCCGAGCGGGUCUGGCGCGUGGUUUUCUCCGCCGGCGCCGACGGCAAGGCGCUCAGCCGGGAGAACGGCGAGCGGCUCAAGGAGAACCUCUUGAAGUGGGGAGGCAGCCGGGACCCGUGGCAGUGUCUGGCGGAUACCCUCCAGGACGACCGUCUUGCCAAGGGUGACGACAAGGCCAUGGCUUUAGUGGGUAGCUGGGGCAUCAAGGAUGACCAUGCGUGAGGAAUGUGUGCUAGACAUUGUAUUAUAGAUGUAAGAAAGUCCGCACCGCACGAGACUAGAAUUGUAUAAGAGUAGACAUGUAUCAAUGACUAGAUCGUACUAGCAUGCUCUUAUUGUACCAACGCCGUGAUGACACUCGGUCCGCUUCCUGGAGUAUCAUUCUUCUCAAUAUGCUCUGCUCAGGCGGAAAGACUCUGAUAGUGCCGACCGUGCCUACCUAACCAAACCUUCAUCCGAUACCUUAUCCACCACCCGAAUACACAGAAUACGCCCGAGAUGAAGCCUAUAUACCCCCCCUCAAGACCAUUC
Colletotrichum phormii is the source of this 2803-nucleotide messenger RNA. RefSeq names its product peptidase family M3. The record is from RefSeq and is a predicted model, not a curated record. The transcript has a single exon. Gene Ontology annotation, biological process: peptide metabolic process. Lineage: Eukaryota; Fungi; Ascomycota; Sordariomycetes; Glomerellales; Glomerellaceae. Gene Ontology annotation, cellular component: mitochondrion. Gene Ontology annotation, molecular function: metalloendopeptidase activity. Bases 125 to 2494 code for a protein of 789 amino acids.